Cladocopium goreaui is the source of this 4824-nucleotide messenger RNA. The record is from the annotation of a GenBank genome assembly. Lineage: Eukaryota; Dinophyceae; Suessiales; Symbiodiniaceae.
AUGGCGGAGAAGCAGAAAAGGAUAGAGAAGACGCGAGAAGGAGUUCCCAUUUGGGAUGGAGAUGCCGGAACAUAUCAGGAGUUUGAAGAGAGCGCUUUGCUGUGGGAGCAAUCCAUAGCGAUGCACAAGCGCUACUUGUGCGGCCCGAGGCUUCUCACAGAGCUGACGGGCACUGCUCGCAGGUUCACUGUGGGCAAGCAUCCCGAAUGGCUCUCCUUCAAUGGAGGCGUGCAGCGGCUUCUGACGUACCUGAGGUCAAACUUGGGCCUUCCACAGAUGCCUGAACUGACGGAUCAUUUGAGCCGUUACUUCCGGCAGUCCAGGCGCAAGAAGGGGGAGACCAUGAAUGAGUACGUCACUAGGAAGUCAGAACUGUAUGCAAGAGCUAGGCAAGGACUUCACAGGGUGAUGUCUCACUAUGAGAAAAAGAAGCCAGCGUGGGAGAAGAGCUACGGCGGCUAUAGCCGUCCGGGGUCCACCGACCCUUGGGCCAACUACAGGAGGACACCCUCCCUGGCUGGCAGUCAGAACCUGAGUGCUGAGGAGAUUCAGGAUGAUCGGGAAGCGCUUGCUCGACCUGAUGAUCAAGCUCCACCGAGGAUGCAACCGAGGAGCGAAGCUCCACUGGUCCAGGUCCUUCAGGAGACUCCUGGAGUUACCCGGACUGGUGGUCAAAUGACUGGUGGAAAUGCCGACUGGAAUGUGGAAGCCCCUGAACUACUACCAGAGUAUGUCCAGGGCUGGUACCUCUUGUUUGAUUCUGGCCUGGACACCAACGAGCGCAACAUGGUCGUGGCAGCCCUGAAGGGCGACUUCACUAUGACCCGAGUGGCACAGGAGCUACGCAGCCAGUGGACUGAUGAGGACUUGCGUCGUCGAGAUGCAGCCAAUCGUCACUCCAGCUGGUGGGUGGAUGAGAAUGAAGAGGCCGAGUCUGAGGACUAUGACACUGCCUGGGUUGCCCAGGCUCACCGCAACUUCAAUGACGAGGGCCUCGCACUCCUGGGUGAAGCUGAAGAUGUGGCUCAAGAAGCCCUAGCCAUGAUGGAGCGCGGGCGUCGCACCUUGAAAGAGGCCAGACAGAAACAACAUCAGGUGAGGAUGUCUCGGAAGUACUACCGCACCAACUUCAAGCCCUCUGGAAGCACUUCGGCUGUAGCUUCUGGCACAGAUCAAAAGUGCUUCCGAUGUGGUGGUCCUCACAAGACUUCAUCAUGUCCAAAGGCAAUGGCAACAACGACAGCCUCUUCAGCCGAAGAGCAGGCUGCACCUUUCAUCUGUUUUGCACAAGGCCAGAUCACCAAGGACCAUGAGAUUGUGGACCCCUAUGUCCCGGACGACCACGAGGUGAACUACCUGGAUGCUGGGUUCUCCGAUGCUUGCCCAGAGGCCUUCUUUGAUGUUGCCGACACCAGCAGCAUAGGGCCUAUCUCCACUCAGAUGGCCGUCGAGCAAGGCAAGGCUGUCGUUGAUGGAGGGGCUACAAAGACCCUUGGCAGCGUGGUGGCCCUCGAGAAGAUCAUUGCCCUCAACAAGUACAAGCAUGGGACUUCUCGCCUGGCCGACCUUGACUUGGAGAACAAGCCUACGUUUGGUUUUGGAAAUUCAUCAAAGAACCAGUGCGUGUCCACAGCCUCACUCGAGGUUCAAGCCGAUGGCAAACCUGGACAAGUACAAGUACAUGCGUUGGAUGCGGGAGCAGGACCUGUGCUGUUCUCCAUUGAGUCCUUACGGGCCUUGGGAGCAAUCAUCGACUUCUCCGAGGACAUGGUCGUCUUCCGCAAGAUCAACCCGUCCAAGAUCAUCAAGAUGGAACGUUCGGCCACUGGCCAUCAGCUGCUGCCCAUGACUCAGGAUUGGUACAGUGAUGCUCAGAGCACUGCACAGCCAGAAUUGGUGGAAGAGCUCCUGAUGACCUUUGGCGAAACAGCUCCAAAACAGUGGAGCAUCAUGGAGAUCGAGAGUCGCCUUUUGGAACUCAAGGAAGCCAACGGGAUGACCACUCAGAAAGGGAAGGUACGGCCACCGAUGCGCCAUGCCAUGAUCGAGCUGAACAAGGCCAGCAAGAAGAAGUCCGACCUUGUGGACUACGUGAACAACAAGCUCAUGGUGAAGACCCGUGGCACCGAGACCAUUCAGGAGCUGCAGCGCUUGGGCACCAAGAAGAUCUACCAGACCACAGCCGCCUCUCCGGAGGAUCCUGUGGGGUUCGGGGAACACUGCAGUCUGCAGUACCACGAGCUUCUAGCCCAACACCCACAGUAUGCCAGCUGGGUCGUGAAGACCGCCAACGAGGGGGAAUGCGACUACCGCCUGGCCCGUCUGGCCAAUUGGCUCCAGAGCCCAGAGGCACAGCAUCCGAUGCCGACCUACAAGCAGACCUCCAGCGGCUACAAGAACACAUCGACGCCGGCCAGCGGCUCGAAUGGCAAGACCGAGAACAUGAUGAUGCAGAUGAUGCAGAUGAUGCACGCCCUCAAGGAGGACGUGGACAAUCUGAAAGCCGAGAGGCCUCACAAGAAGGUCGAAGCAUCCAGUGUCUCCGAGAUGACAGAGUCAUCCACAGGCUCUUUCGUGCCGAUCCCACAAUUGAUUUCGAAUGCCUUUGAGGCCCUGCUAUCACACCAGCGCAUAGAGCUGCUGGAAGUGGCAUGUUCGGCCGACAGCGUGCUGUCUCGCACCAUGCAACAAAAGAAAGGUGACGAGGGUGCGGUGGGCAUUUGUGAACAGGCUAUUCAGGGUACCAAGACUCUCAUGAACAAAAUAGCUGAAGAUGACCCAGAAGUCACCGCAGCAGAAGCUCUGGCUGAAGCCACUAGGACCUUUAAUAGCCGAGAAUUGAUCCGAGGCUAUUCGCCCAUCCAACAUGCCCUUGGCCGCGCGCCUGAUGCCACCGGGCGACUUUUCCCGUGCGGCCCAAGUGAAUGUCCAGAGCUGCUGGUAGAGAACGCCUCUGGUGAGAUGGAUCGCCAGCUCCAGCGAAUGCAAAGUACGGAAAAGACCUUCCUUGAAUGGACGGCAAGCCAGAGACUCCAAAAAGCCAAGAACUCAAAACCCAGAGAUGUCACCAACUAUGAGCCAGGAGACCUAGUGUAUGUGUGGAGAAAGCAAGUGAGCGGCCAAGCAGCCAUUAAAGGUGGCUCGUUUGUGGGGCCAGCCCGCAUCCUGGCGGUGGAGCAACAUCGCUCUCCCGACGGGACCCACAAGCAGGGCAGCUCAAUUUGGUGCGUCAGAGGGAGAAGACUUCUCAAGUGCUCCCCAGAGCAACUACGUCGAGCCUCCGAGCGGGAGGUCCUCUUAGAGGAACUACAUGCCAAACAAUACGAUGACUGGGACUUUGAUAGAGUAGCUCAACAACUUGGAGGGAACGAGUUUCUGGACGUGUCCACCGAAGCCAACAGGGCGAUCCAGGAGUCCAACUUCCAGGUCUACGCCUUCUACAUCCUCAGGAGCACCCGUGUCACAGAGGAAGUGUUCGCAGUCACCGAGUGCACCUUCUGGAUGGAUGAGACCGCGGCCGUGGCCGUGGAGGUUCCCAUGCCAGACACACGUGCUGGAUCUGAACGAGCUCUUCGAGAUCUCCCUUCUUACUUUGCCAGUAGCUUGAAGAAACGGUCAGCAGUUGAAGUCUGUGAGCGUCACCUAUCUGAGGAAGAGCGACAACAGUUCCGAUCUGCAAAGGCCGUGGAAGUGAGUAACUUCAUAGCUGCCAAGGCUUUUGAAGCCCUUCCAGAGAAACUUCGCCCAGCACGCGAACAAGCAGUGAAGAUGCGUUGGAUACUGACAUGGAAGCAGAAGGAGGAUGGCAGCCGAAAGGCGAAAGCCAGAGCCGUCCUCUUAGCAACGACUUCUCCAACCACGACUCGCCAGACCAGGCAACUGCAGAUGCAAUUAGCCGCUUCAUAUCGCCACAAGAUGCGAAAAGGUGAUGUGACAGGUGCUUUCCUGCAAAGCAGGCCAUACCCUGAUGACCUUUUUUGUAUACCAUGCCCAGAGAUCUGUGAAAGGAUGGGACUCCCAGCAGAGUCAAUCACCAAAGUGAAGAAAGCCUGCUAUGGCUUAGUUGAUGCGCCACUGGAAUGGUAUCGUUCCAUUUCCGAUUUCUUUGCAAAACUCGGAUUGCAAAAAUGCUGGAGUGACGCAUGCUGCUGGGUUUAUGUGGUUGAUGGGGAGUCUGAGAAAACACAGCUUAGGGCCUUGCUGGGAGGGGUCUCAUGGCACGCACAACAAGUUGCGCCCCACUUCAGUGCUGAAGUUGGCUUGCUGUUGUCAGAGGUGAACAAGAGUACUAUAGAGACCAUUUACAAGGCUAACAGGAUCUGCCGCAGCCCCGGAGCAGCAGAAGCAGCAGCAGCAAACAACGGAGAAGAUCUCCUCUUUUUUGCGAGAUUCCAACUGGCAGAAAUGAUGGGAGCUCAGGUCAAUGUGAGAGACAUCAACAGUGUCGUCAACCAGAUCAGUGGAUGCCUGGUUACUGACUCCAGGAAUGUGUACGACAAGUUAGAGACCGAGGUCUUGUCCGUGAAGGGCGCUGAGAAGAGAACAGACCUGGAGUUACUCUCCUUGAAAUCUGCCCAGAUUCGCAAUGCUGUGGAGAUUAGAUGGGUUCAUAGUGAAGCUCAGCUAUCAAACGGGCUGACCAAGAGCAACGAGCACAAGCAACUGCACCUGUUCUACCGCAUGGGCCACAAGUGGCGCAUAGUCGAAGAUGAAGAAAGAGCGUCAGCUCGGAAAAGGAAGCUGCUAGGCCUGGAGCCUCUUGAAAACAGAAAGAGUCAAGGGCCAGAAACCGAGCCGGAGACACCAUGGAAACCCACGGAAUGA